AUGGGUACCCGGGUACCCGGCUUGUGGCUUCCGUCAGUGGUCUUGAGGAUAGUCCCCACCUCGCUAUAUAUACCUGAUGUUUUUCACGUGCAGCGCCAGUUUACCUUUAAGAAAUCGCGCUGUGAUUCUUGCGGCCCAGCUGUGAUCAGUGGAUACCUCAAGACGAGAACCGCAAUAAUGAAGACAUUGAUGGUUAUCGCAGCACUGUGUGCUGUGUCUAAAGCACAAUUUCCAAAUGGAAGGAUUUUAGAGCCUCCUGUACCAGCUUUGUGCGCUCAGAGAGUCAUACACGAAAGAACACCUGACGGCAAAGGUUACUUUUUCAGUUGGAGAGAUCCAGCAACAAAGAAUACAGAGUUGGACUGGUUAGAUGGCAGAAACUUUUGCCGAAAACGAUGUAUGGAUCUAGUUUCUUUAGAAACCAGUGCUGAAAAUGAGUGGAUUAAGAAACAUAUCGUCGAUGAUAAAGUAAAAUACAUCUGGACGUCAGGCCGGCUGUGCGACUUUGCAGGCUGCGAAAGGGCCGAUCUACAGCCUCCCAGGGUGAACGGGUGGUUCUGGACGGCGGUGCUUCAGAAACUGGCGCCCACUACCAGGAGGGACCAAAACGACUGGAGUGAAUCAGGAGGCAUUGGCAGACCACAACCCGACAACAGGGAGGAAAUCCAAGGUGGAGCGCCAGAAAACUGUGUUGCGGUUCUGAACCAAUUCUACAAUGACGGUAAGGCUGGGUAUUGCGUAAUGUAGUCUUCCGGAUAUAGUAGAAGUGGGGGGGAGUCAAAGCCUGGAAACAACUGCGGCUUUGACACCGUUUUAUCAACACUGUACUACUCCACGUGCCAUCUACUGAUAACUGACUGACAAUUGAAAAAAAAGACAAGACAAUAUAAAUUUGAUACCAGAAAUGGCGAAGUUCAGUUUUCAUUAUUAGAACAAUUUCUGGUCUUCCACUUGAUCCAAAAAUAGUACUAAACUAACGUAUCACUGUAAAGAAAAAAUAAUGAUUAUAUUACAUUUAGCGUCAGAAAAGUUUUGAACGGCAGUUUAUGUAUACCCGAAUAUCUAGGCACACACGCCAAUGAGAUGACGAAUCAUAUAAAAGAUUUGCUCCAGUCCAGGAUAAAUUCUUACGCUAUCUUAAAAUUACUUAUCUCAUUAAUUCUUGCCAAACUAUACGAGCAGUUAUUUAUUCGUAUCCUUGGUAAAUACCAGAUUAUGAAUAAGUGACGGACAUGAUAACAUCAUAGCAAUCUUUGUCUGAAAUAAGUAUUAUGACCAUCGAGAGGAAGAGACAAGGCCUGCUAAGUCCAAAAACACCGGGACCGAAACCAUCUUUUCUUCUGCAGCUACGAACCAUGACCAAAUUAAAUCUCAAGUAUCGAACAAGGCCUACAUUGUCUUUUGAGAAAUAUACACCUGUAUUCCAAACGGCACUGUGGUAGCUAAUGCGUCUUUUUUGAAGUUUGAAGGUAGACAAAGGCAAAAGCCUAGAUCAUGAUAACCUUGCUGUGGUCAGUAACAUAAGUGCCCAGACAAGAGUGUAAGGAGGUAGAACUCUGAAUACAGUGUUACAAUUGACUCUCAACCCCCUACUAGCACCUACCAGUGCAAAUGCAUUAGAAGCGAUAAUGAAGUAUCUGAUACCUCUGCGAAGGCAAGAACUAGUCAUAAAGACCAUAGUUUGAAGGAAGAGUGGGGAGCAAUGAAUGAUCCGAGAUGCGCACCCUGUUUCGAUGCGUCAUUCCAGAUUUUCAAAAAAGGUCAUUUUGCUUACUCAAAAAGGACUAUAGGAAUGACAUAUUUUAUUUUUAUGAUUAUCCUAUCCAUACCUUCAAUUCUACUAUUUUUGGCACUAUAUUGCAUUUCUGCAAUUUUCAGGUGUCAACUGGCAUGAUGUGGCCUGUCAUCACGUGAAACCUUGGGUAUGUGAAGAAAACGAAGACUUGCUGAAAUAUGUUCGCUACACAAACUCAAACUUACAAAUUUAGAUAAAUAAGAUAUAAAUGAAAUAGUUGAAAAAUCACUGAACUAAUGGAGAUUCUGGAGAUUUAUUUUCAAUAAGUACAAACGAGACUGUACACUCAAAGAAAUGUCCCAAUUUCUGUGCAUAUACCAAUAUUUGUCAUUAUAAGGUUUUAUUUAUUUCAGCUUAGUGACUUAAUUUAUAAUAAAGAG
Molecule: messenger RNA, 2175 nt
Organism: Acanthoscelides obtectus
Lineage: Eukaryota; Metazoa; Arthropoda; Insecta; Coleoptera; Chrysomelidae
Source: the annotation of a GenBank genome assembly